AUGCAACAUAUCUAUGGAAAUAAUACAGAAGUCUAUAGUCAAUUGACUCAUUAUCAUCAGCAUUCUCUACAAUCACAUCAUUCAUAUCGACAGGAGAAUCAAUCUAUUUCUCCGCAACAAUCGUCAACGAGUGAUGUUGAUGAAGCAUCGCCAAUACCGUCAAGCACAAUCAAUCGUGUAAAUAAUACGACCGGGAGUAAGAUAACAAAAAAGAAGAAACCAACAAAGAAGAAACGCAAGGAUCCAAAUGAGCCUCAAAAACCAGUAUCACCAUAUGCACUGUUCUUUCGUGAUGCGCAGAAUGAUAUUAAAAAGAGAUUAGCUAAUCCAUCAUUUGGAGAAAUUUCGAAAGUUGUCGCACACAUGUGGGAAAAUAUCGAGCCAGAAAUCAAAGAAGAAUAUAAACGUAGAGCAGCCACAGCGAAAAAAGAAUAUCUAAAACAAUUAGCCGCAUACCGUGCAGUUCAAGUUGCUCAUCAAACACCAAACCUACCUCAUUUCCUCAAUCAAACAUCUUUACCGUUCUCUUCACAUGCAAUCACACAUCAUCAAAAACCAUAUCAUACAGCAUCUAUGAUGAGUAACAACAAUCAACAUCAGCAACAACAACAACAACCUACUUUCCAACAAUAUUGUUCGACGCCAUCAUCAUCAUCAUCAUCAGUGCCAUCUAUCCAACAUCAAAGUUCAUCAUUUAAUACAAAUUUUCACUAUGUAAAUCCAUAUUCUCAAGAUAAUACCAAUGUUUACCAUUCAGAUCAUCAGAAUUAUUUUCCUAAUCAUGUGCAUCAAUCUUAUUCAGCCUAUGAUUCGAAUAACAACUAUCCUGAUUACAAUCAAUACGGUUUACUUCGACCAGUCAUUGAUUCUGAGCAUUAUUCAUCAUAUUAUUCUCAUCAAACAUCGAUGGACAAUGAACACAUCAAAACUAAUGAAAAUCUUUUACAUAAUUUAAAUAAUAACACACCACAAUACGUAGAUUUAACAUCGAUGGCUAAUGGGCAAAUUGAAAAACACUAUGACUACACGAAUCAUGGUCAUCCCAAUCUACAUGAACGGAAAAAUGACGAACAUUUGUCAAUGGUCACGAUUUGUAAUGAAAAUCAUUUUCGUUGGAACUAA
This is a messenger RNA of Adineta ricciae, 1122 nucleotides long. The record is from the annotation of a GenBank genome assembly. Lineage: Eukaryota; Metazoa; Rotifera; Eurotatoria; Adinetida; Adinetidae.